Messenger RNA from Linum tenue, 1986 nucleotides. Lineage: Eukaryota; Viridiplantae; Streptophyta; Magnoliopsida; Malpighiales; Linaceae. The record is from the annotation of a GenBank genome assembly.
AUUGCCUAAUUGGUAUGUAUGUCACAGACGAAUCGGGUUGUCCUCUCAUCCUUAUCCGCCGGCGUCAAUUGACCCAGUGAUUUUGCAGAGACUCAAACGGCGAGUAAGAAAGGACGACUCAGAACACAAGUAGUGCGGAAGAACUGAAAAAAUAGCGACAGAGGAUAAAACAGAACCGCACUUUCUGAUGCUGCGACUUAAAGAAAAAUGAGUGGCUGAAUGUGACCAGAAAUGGCUACUGCUGCUCUCACCGUUACCGCCUCUUCUUCUUCUCCUCCUCCUCUGUCUCCUUACGCCUUUCGGCCAUCCACCGUCACCAUCGUUCACAAUCACGCUUCUUCUCCGCCUUCGGUGGCCCGAAUUCCGGCGAAUUUAGAGGUUAUUAGCUCGCCUGCGGGCAGGAGUAGGCUAGGGUUGGCUCUUCGUACUCAUGCUGCAAUAUCAGCACAAGGCCACCAAGGUGCAUUGCUCUCUCAAUCCGUCCUUUGAGUAUCGAUUGGUCCUAUGGCUUUUAACCUGUUCAGUUUUUGCCUUUGCUUGUCAAUGUUCAGGCACAUCUGAUCCUGAGCUACGCUCGGUUCUUGAACUCGCUACAAACUCCGAGUUGCGCGAGCUGGACAAGGUUUUAUUCGGACCAAGUUACUUCAGUCCUCUGUUGAAAUCUGUGAUGAAGAGACCCGAAGUCGAUUAUAUGAUGAUUGCGGAAGACCUCGCGGAGCGAGAGGACUUCAUUGCUGCUCUUGAAUCGCGGUUUCUAUUCCUUGCUGCCGAUGCCCGCUCCACUUUGAGGGGUUGGAGGCCUUCAUAUAGAGACGUGUUGCUGAAAGUGAGGAAGAAGUUAAGUGUCUCUUGCUCAACCAAGUUGUCAACCGAAGAUCUAGAAGCAGAAGUUUUUCUUCAUCUGGUUAACAAUUUUGCAAGUGAAGAAUCAGGAACUUUUCCAGGUUUGUGGGAAUUAUCGAAGCCUUUGGAUAGCGAAGGGGGUGUAGAACUUGGAUUGGAUCAAUGGAAGGUGCAAGGGCUUGGUGCUCUGAAGCAUGUGGUAGAAGAGCUCCAGCCAAUUAUCUUGAAGGGUGGUAGUGCUCUUACAUUGUCAAAAGUUUAUCAAUCGCUGGUAAAUUAAUGGGCAAGGUGGUUCUGGAUGCUGCCAACUAUCAAAUAAAAAAGGAAGUCUUAAAGAAGGGUGGACAAUUAGCUGCAAUGAAUUUGGAAUCUAGAGCAGCCUUGAUUAUGGCAAAGCGGGGUUUGGCUGGAACUGCAUCAAGAUAUCUGGGCCUUAGAAGCAUGAUGACAUUCCUUGGCCCAGUGAUGUGGGGAACCUUGCUAGCUGAUGUCGUCAUUCAGAUGCUUGGCACCGAUUAUGCUAGAGUCCUGCCAGCAAUUUACGCAUUUGCACAGAUUCGUCUCACCCGCACGUACAGGCCACAGAAAGAUGGUAAACAAUGCAGAGGUCAACCAUUAUAAGAACGUCAGAUUCACAGAUCGGACAAUCGAAUCAAAUGUGGUGCCCAUUUCCCAGAUAUGCUUUGCGCUCUGAACAUGCCAAUCUUCAGGAUACCUGAGAAAUUAGUAUCUUGGCGAGAUUUCCGUCUGGAACUGGAGCUAUGGUUUCUGCGGUCUAACCGGUUCGGGAAUCAGAGUCUACUUCUUUGUGGUUUGUGGGUUGUACGAGGGCACCAUUUCUGGCUGGUGGUGGGACUGGAUCCACAGCCACCAUGCAGGGAAUUGGUGAUGAUGUUUCUUGCUUUCUUGUAUUUAUCCAGAAGGAUGGUGAAUGUGUAUAGUUCCUCUCCUGUGGUGAAUCCGGCCGACAGCUUACGCCAGAAAAGCCAAGGAUUGUAAUUUCUUUGAUCUCUCAGAGUAACUUCCAUUUUUAUGCGACGCCCUGCAAGAGCUUUUUGACAGGUUUGGGCGGACAGCCAAAGCCAAGUCACAAAUCAACCGAUUAUGUGGUGAUUCCAAGUUCGUGACUUGAAGUAAACAGCC